Molecule: messenger RNA, 1576 nt
Organism: Xenia sp. Carnegie-2017
Lineage: Eukaryota; Metazoa; Cnidaria; Anthozoa; Malacalcyonacea; Xeniidae
Product: E3 ubiquitin-protein ligase NRDP1-like
Exons: 2
Coding region: 929-1576 (215 amino acids)
Biological process (GO): positive regulation of JNK cascade; regulation of canonical NF-kappaB signal transduction; protein K63-linked ubiquitination
Cellular component (GO): plasma membrane signaling receptor complex
Source: RefSeq, a predicted model, not a curated record
UGUAAAGAUAUAUGAAAUGGCUUGUCGUCCUAAAGAUUAUGAAAGUGGAUAGGAAGAGUCAAGAUUUAAGAAUGCUGUUGUUGAAACUUUUUACUGUUCAAUUUGCCUGAACGUCGUUAAGGAUGCAAGAAUGUGUCAACAUAACGAACACAUCUUUUUUCGUUAUUGUAUUGAAGAACAUCUACGAGUUAAUGCACAAAGAUGUCCUCAAUGUCAAGAUAAUUUGACUGUAGAUAUAUACACUUCUUCCAGCAAGUCUUAUAAAUGACUUGACUUCUAAGUUAAAGAUCAGUUGCAACCACGCAAAUCGAGGUUGUCCUGAAUUUAUCAACGUUAAAGGUCUUGAAAGACAUGUUGAAAAUUGUGGCGUUGCUCCAGCGUUGUGUUCUAAUGAACGUUGUGGUAAGGAGAUAAACGAGACAAGAUUAAACAUGAAACUGAAUUAUGUGAAUACAGAAAUAUUGAUGCUCACGACUUUGGUGAGAUUAGAGAAUUGUUUCAACGAAGUUAUGUUCAUGUUGACAAAGUGAAAAUGCAGAUGAAUGAAAUUAAUGGAAAAAUGGAUCAAAAGUUUAUUGAUGUGUGUGAUGAAGGCAUGGAUAGCAGGUUGAAAAUUAUUCAACCGACAGCGUAUGAAAAGCAAAGCACGUGUGCACAUUGUACGUAUGUUUUAAAAUAUUGUUUAUGUCUUUUGUAGAUCUGCUUCAUUGCACUAUUUUCUUUUAUCUUUUGUUUUUCCUUUGCUUUACAUAAAUAUGUUAAAAUCUAAAACUAGGCGUUGUUAUUCUUCGCUUUUAACUUCCGUGUUUAUCAAACGUCGACGGAGAAUUUUAACGUAUUUUCUAUCUUCAACUUGAUGCGAUAAACAAAUAAUUUCGUCUACUCUUGGAUUAAUUUUGAUCCUGAAUUAUAUGGGAAAACGUAUGAAAUGGCUUGUCGUCCUAAUAAUUACGAUUCAUAUGGAUAUGAUGAAUCAAGAUUUGAAAGCCCUGUCAACGAUAAUUUUUAUUGCCCAAUAUGUCUCAAUGUCAUAAAAGAUGCCAGAAUGUGCCACAAUGAACACAUCUUUUGUCGUAAAUGUAUAGAAGAACAUCUACGAGUUAAUGCACAAAGAUGUCCUCAAUGUCAAGAGAGAUUGACUGUAUCCAAACUUCUUCCAGCGCGUUUUGUAAACAACUUGAUUUCAAAGUUUAAGAUCAGCUGCGACCACGCUAAUCGUGGUUGUCCUGAAUUUGUAAACGUUGAAGAUCUUGAAAGACAUGUUGAAAAUUGUGGUUUUGCUCCAGUGUUAUGUUCUAAUGAACGUUGUGACAAGGAGAUAAACAAACGAGACAAGAUUAAACAUGAAACUGAGUUAUGUGAAUACAGAAAGAUUCUUUCUCACGACUUUGAAGAGAUUAGAGAAAUGUUUCAAAAAAGUUUUGAUCAAGUGAAAACGCUGAUGGUUAAAAUAAAUGAAAAAAUGGAUCAAGAUAGAACUGAAAUAAAUAAAAAAAUUAAUGAUGUAUCUGGUCAGUCUACAAAAGAAAUAAUGGAAUUAAAGAAAGAAAUGAUGGAAUCAAAGAAAGAAAUAUGA